CAAUGGUUGCAUGCUAUUGUUAAUUUUCAUUUAGUUACACGAAAUGGUUUGAUGAUGAAGUUGUUGCUACGCUGCCGUUGUCUUGCCAAGAAGGUAAGAGUGCUUUGCAUUCCCUCGUGUAAAUACCAUAAUUACACUUUGCACCGUUUGUGUCAUAAGAAAAUGCAACUAUUAUAGGCACGGGUUUGUUGUGCUGAACUACGUUGAUUUUAAAAAGUGUUGCCAUGUUGGUGUUUCGUGCUGUUGUUACCGACUAUUUUCAAUUCAGAUAUCAUUUUUCAUAACACGUCUUCCAAUAAGAGUUACACGACGUAAAGAAUUGAUCUGCCCGCCGUGUGCAUGUACGUUUCUCAGCAAAGAACUGGCGGGCAUUUGAAAAUCCAGUUCACAUUGGCAGUGGCGUAGCCAGCCCGACAAUUAGUCCCGCUAUGCAAAUUCAAAAUUAUUAUCAUUCAUUUCUUUCGAAAUUGAUCGUUUUCACAGUCAAUGAACACGAAAAUAUUUGCGCUACUGCACAUUGGUGCUCGAGCCCAUCUACAGUACAUUUCAAGACUCUCGAUAUGAUAUACGGUAUGUCAUAUACCCUUUCCCGGUUUUAUAUUCACGAGCGUCAGGCAACCUACAGGGUUUCGGCUGCGCCAGGAUACUCCAUUGGAACUGAAGCCCUGCAUGGGAAAACUAGGAAUCAUUGUUUUAGGAACAUUUGAAAGUUCCUAUGUUUCCUGAAAAGAUUCCCAUUGUGACCCUUAGAAACAUUGUUGCGAGAAAAAAUCAGAAAGAUGUUUUGUUAUCCAAAUGUAUCUUUGUUAGGAAGAAAUGUAUCAUUUUUGUUCAACUUCGGGAAACGUGGUUUGGAAUCAAUCUUUUCACACCAAUGUUUCCAUGUUUACCUAGGGCUAAAGCUAAAUAAAUGUUAAAUAUCGCUCUGUACUGUCUAGUCUCAAACCGCAAUUCCACCAGUCUUGCUGAAGAAAGAGAUAAAUUGGUCAAAGAAGAUUCAAAUGAUUUGUUUCGUGAUUAUUAUCAACCUAAUGAAUUAUCUGAACUUGAUCUCUUGUUUUCAUUUAAUUUACCUUCUUCAUACAGGUAAGAAAUGUUAAAUGUAUUGAUCAAUCCUGUAUAAUGUUACUAUACUAAUCAAGCUAUCUGCAAAUUUAAUAAUUCGCACAUGCAGUGCAGCCAUGCAGAUACAGUAUGAAUGUGGUCUAUGCAGGCAUAACGUUCAAAAUCCCGUCCUCAAUAUCAAAUUUAUACAUAGUGAUAGAAAUUUGAUUCCUAUUUUAAUAAAACUAAUUUUUCAAGAUUAAGACUUUUCCAAACGUAUUUUCUGUAUCUUCUCUCCGAUAUGCACAGAUCUUGGAAAAAUGUUUCUGGGAUUCUGAAUAUCACAAUGCGUAUACUGUAUACAACUAUUUCAAUUAAGGUCAUUAAUUUUUUAGCGAUUCGCAGCAGCCUUUCGUGCUCGUAUUCGACUUUUCCGCUUUGCUCGAGGACAACCUUAAUUGAAAUAGAUGUAUAAUAUUAAAGAUUUUUGGUGGAUGGAAACUUCAACUAAGGUCCUGCGGCAGGGAUUGAGCCUGCGGCCCUGUAAUUCUGAUGCAACGCUCUGAACACUGAGCUGCAGACUACAGUUUCCAAUACAAGAGCUACUACUGUAACCUGCAUAGGCUAAUAUGUACACAUGUAUAUCUAUUGAAUCUUGUUGUUAAGGCAAAUGUUUCUCAAAAUCCCACCUAUAUAGCUCUACCUGUGAAGUAGACUGGAUAUAGCGCUUACUGUUUCGGAUACAGAGUUUAAGGGAGGCGCUCCUUAAAAAAAAAAAUUUAUCUGCCUUCACGCCAGAACUACGCAUUCCCAAAAUUCUGGAGACAGUGUUGAAAUAUACACAACUUGAACUUCAAAACUACUGUAAUAAAAAGUAAACAAUAAAUAAUAGAAAUCCACCAUUAGUAAAGGACCAAGUAUAUGGGGAAAUGUCUCUUGCUUUUUAUAAGACGCCUUCUUCAACUAUAAAAAUACCAGAUUAGUUUGUCCAUAUAAAGUACUAGCUGAUUUCCAGCUUCAUUUUUUCCACAAUGGAUACCCAAUCUAGUUUCAUUUCCAGUCCAGUGGGUCUGCCAAUGUCAGUGUAUUUAUAUUUUAGUUUACUUUCUAUUUUGCUAAGGUUGUUUAUGCCUGCAACUGAAAUUGAACCCAGUCCUUUCGUGGUGCGCGCAACUGGAGGAGGCACUGCCAAUCAGCGUCGUCCGUCAACAAAACCUUCAUCACUACAACGAGCAACAAGUCCGACUAAUGAAUACCUGAGUUCAGAUUCGGAUUCCAGUUCCACGUCAGAUUCAGAUAUCUUACCGAGUGGCAAGAAAGACUCUUAUACUAACAAAGGUGGAGUUCGCUUUGAGGUGAGUUAUUUUUAUCGUCAGUAGCUAUGCGGCAACGCCAUUUCACCCCAGCUUUUAGUGCAUGUGCCCUGCAGAGGAUGAGGGGAAAAUUCACAUUAGUGACUCAGGGUUGAAUAGAUAGGUGGAAAGAGUUUUUCUGCAGGUUUCAUGAUCAUACAUGGAUUUUAUUUCAUUAUUAAGUGUUCUUUGGACUUAAUUAUGGUUCGGCGAUUUUCCCCCUGAUUCCCGGAACUUUCAUGAGAAAUAUGCGUUUUUCCUCCAGUAAAUAUAAAUAUGGGGAGCAACGAAGGACGAGGUGUGUAGAAAAUACAAGGUUUGACAACUAAAACGUGUAUUUGGCCUUGAAUAAUGCGAUAAAAGAAACUCCACAACCUGAACAACGCCCGUUACUCUUUGCGUCCAACUGAUAAACACUAUAUUAUGUAAGCACUGUAUAUGUUUGUAAAUAUAACUAGAACUUCGAAAUACCUUCGCUAAAUGAACGAGUCAGAACAGCCUAUAGAAGGAUGCGGAAUCGCAACUGCUUUGAACGUAGAGAAUCGAUUGUGUUGUCUUGAUUUUUAUUGUCUACAGCAAAUAUUCAUACAAACUGUCAAACUAUUUGAAAUCCUGAUGAAUCGGAACAAAAUAAGGGAAGCUGAAGCGCGCUAGAGGGAUAUAGCACCUCUCCAAAUUCAAGGUCUGUUUAUUGCAUAUACAUGGAAACCAUGCACGCAUAAGUUACAGUGUUAAUUGCAAUGAGAAGAAAUGUAAAAUUUUGUUCCAUAUCCAUAGCUUCCUCUUCUACAUUCAACAGGAUGUCUUCUCGAAUAUGAAAGAUUACUACGGGGUUAAAAUUCUUGAACCAAACAAGACAUCACGGGAAAAGUAUCAAAGGUAACUAGUUAUUUGUCGUGCAAUCUUGAACAUUGACAACCUGCUCUGGAGGAACAUCCGUAAUGAUCUACUAGUUUCCCAUUCAGGGGAGUCAUAUUUUGUAGUGAUCUCAAGUGAGCAUGAUUUGAGGGGGGGGGGGGGGGUGAUAAUAAAUGUGAUUCACUGAAAAGGGGGCGGAGGCUAGAGCACUUAUUAGCUAAGUAGCUAGGGCACUUAUUUAAGAGAGGGGCCUGAUUUGAGAGUGAGCUAAAUAGAGUAUGUAGUAUUUUGGCGCGGUAAUCGUUUAAUCGUUAUGCCAACAUUAAUCAACAUUAUGUUGUAAGGAUUCACCUCAUGACUAUCCGAUAUCUUUGGAGUACUAAAUUCUUCGCAUUUAAUAGUGUGUCGCAAUGAAGAGAUUUUUGUGGUCCGAUGUAUGUUUUGUAAUUACUAAUUAUCAUGUUGUUACGUUUCCAAAAUUUCAGUUUUGUAGCCAUUGAACGCAACGCUAAUAACCCUGCAGGAGGAACGAUUGACGUCCUAUGGGAGGAAAGGUAUAUAUUUAUACUGUACGUUCACUUUUGAAACCUUAUCCCGUCUAAUACCUUACCACUGAGUGAAGUAGGUUAUUGUAGGUCGAGGGAAGGGUAUUUACUUGGGUAGAUUGACUAUCCUGUGCUUGAAAACUCGUGUACUGUAAAUAGAGUUUGGUAGAUACUUAUGCAUGUGUUCGAGGUCUUCCACCAGUCCAGUACAGACAGCAAAUAUUGUCUUGACAUUUGACAAGUUUUCCUUGACAAGUUAUGUUUGCUCGUGUGUACGGCAAAAAAUUGAUAUUUGUUCCUUGCCAAGGAGCCUUGUUCCAAAGCUAUAGUCACGCCAGCUUUUUGGACAAAGAAAAUUUGUUCGUGUGUACAGCUGCCAAGGAAAACUUAACAAGUGUGUACAAGAAAUACAUUUUAAUUCGUCUCACUUGUACGAUUCGAUGUUAGUGCGCGCAAUGGAUUAUCGUUAAAUGUAGACUUGUCCGCUACAGCAAGCACUUGUAAAUAUUCACCCUUCCGAAAAGUACGUCAUAUUGGUUAUUAGAGGCUCGUUUUCAUAAGUGGUGUACUGUCCGGAAGGAUGUAUAUUAAUGUGUUGUUAUGACUGCUUUAACAGAGAUAAAAAAGAAACCACGCAAAAGUUUGAUCAUUCCUGGAAACCAUCUAAGUUAACUGUCUCCUGUGCUCUGAUGUAUGAGAUAUAUGUGGAUAACAGCUGGACGGGUGAUUAUACUAUUAGUUCGUUCAGUAUGGCAAAAUAUAAAUCUUUCUUCAGUAGUUAUAGUACGGCAUAAAACUUAUUGGGUAAGCUAGAUAAUGAAAUUAUAUAUCCAAGAAAUAAUUUAUGCAUGAAAUAGAUAAAUAAAUUUUAAAUUCUACAAGUAUAAUUAUGUGAAUUAUUUGUACUAAAGAUGGUACUAGGUAGCAAAGACAAAUAAAAUGCUGGGUAACCUUAAAAGAAAUCUUGGAAAUUACAGUACCAACACCCAACUCAGGUGGACUUUAUAUUUGACGCUGGUAAAAUCUCAGCUUACUUAAGGAAACGACGUUUGGUUCCCUAAUAGCAGUUAUCUCCUAAAAAGACAAAAUCUUUAUAUUAGAAUUAUGUAGGACAGACACUUUCGAAUCUAACAAUGUAUGAUGCUAAUCAGUGCUAAUAAUAUUAUUAUCACAUUAUUAGCACUGAUGAAGAUCCGGGCUUACGGAUCGAAAGCUUUGCAGUAAUAAAUUUACGUGGUGUUUCCACAAACAAAACUAUUAUAUGCAAAGAUAUUGUUAGACAUUUUCACGGUAAUAUAAUACAUUCCUAUUGUGUUAAUCUUUUUUUGCUCUUUACAACUUUCUCUUGGG
Paramuricea clavata is the source of this 5149-nucleotide messenger RNA. NCBI's taxonomy places the organism in Eukaryota, Metazoa, Cnidaria, Anthozoa, Malacalcyonacea, Plexauridae. The record is from the annotation of a GenBank genome assembly.